Brassica rapa (field mustard) is the source of this 3066-nucleotide messenger RNA. RefSeq names its product B3 domain-containing protein REM9. The record is from RefSeq and is a predicted model, not a curated record. Gene Ontology annotation, molecular function: DNA binding. NCBI's taxonomy places the organism in Eukaryota, Viridiplantae, Streptophyta, Magnoliopsida, Brassicales, Brassicaceae.
CUUGUAUAUUUGUUUUGUUUAAUUGAAAUAUUUUAUCAUGCAAGUAAAUCAAUAAGAAUAAAUAAAUAUUAAUAUAAAAUAAAUUAUGAAAUGACAAUUUGAAAUUCUUUGUAUGGAGUAAAUGGAUAAAAAAAAUACUGACUUUCAAAUGAAGUAAGCUAUCCAUGUUAAAAGUAAAUAAUUAAACUAAUGUUAAUAUAUCGAGCUCUUUAACUAAGUGGUUUAACACAAAUUGUUCAUGUGAUGCCUAAGCUUUAGCUUAGUAUGAUAUAUAUACACAAAAUAUGAUGUUUAAACACAUUUUAUUUUGGUGAAAUGAAUAUAUUUUCAGCAUAAUUCAAUCAUAAAAUUCUUGAUUUCUCCUUUCCAAAUUUUAAUUUUUGGAAAGUAUUAUAUGCAAGGAAAAAAAUAUGAAACAAUAUAUUAAUCAUGAUAUUUGACCAUAAACUUAAUCAUUUCAAAAUUUUAAAUUGACUCAUAAUUUAUCUAUUACCAUUUAUGAUGAUUUUCUAAUUACAAAGUUAAAUGUGUGAUUAGAAUUAGUGAUUACAAUUUCAAAUAUUCACUUUCCAAUCAUCCAUGUUGAAAGUGAUUUUUUUUUAUGGAAUAUUUGAAAUAUUGAUUAUUAAAAAUGUUUAAAAAUGUUUUUUUAAUAUUAGUUUCCAUUCAUUAUUGAUUUCUUAUUCAUAUAUUCAUAUAAAAUAUUAUCUAACAUGUACCCAUAUAAAACUAUUGUAAUUUAAAAACUAUUUGAAAUGUUGAUUAUAUACACCAUGUGUAUUGAUAAAAUUAAAACUAUAAUCAAAAUCGUAAAUAUAUGGACAUAAUAAAAAUGUAUACUUUGCGAACAUUUAAAAGUUGUUUGACUAUCUUUUUGAUGAUAUAUAUUAUUCUUAAUAUGAAAAUUUUAUAUACAUAACUUAGUAUAUUUGGAAUUUAUAAUGCAGAUAUAUUUAAAAUUUGAAGAAAACAAUUGUUAUAUUGUGAAACGUAAUUUAUUAGCAAAUAUAUGAAUAUACCAUAAAUGAUUUGUAACAUACAAUUGUAUACAAUAUAUUCGAAACUAAUUAAUAUGAUCAAUGGUAAUUUAUGUAAUUAAUCUAGUAAACUAAUCCUUAUUAGAUAAAAGGGCUGAGAGUGAUUGUAGAACUGCCACGUGUAAAUGACACUCUUGUAAAUCACAUGAAGACAAGGUUUAUUCUUAAUAAUGUUCCUAUUUUAAUAUAUAAGGGAUAUAUCCCUAAUGCUCGUUAAAUAAUUGCGUAGAGUGAGUGAAUUAUUUACAUUCAAAGUUUAUGACGUAAGCAGUUCGAAAGAUAGACCUACAAUCAUAAGACCACCCGCAUCGGGGGUUUAUGAGAGAGUCACGGGCUCGGUAUCAUAGGCCUUAUCGAUUAAAAGAAAUAAAUAAAUGGGUUUCAACCCGUGAACCGGGUCUUCCAAGUGAGCCCGUAUGAUACGGGGUCAUGCCACGCGGCGCAGAGGGAGUGGCUACGCGAUCGCGCGGGUUGAGUGCAAAAAAAUGGGUUUCGCGUGAAAGAUCCCAUUUUCCCUUCUCUCUUCGAAAUCUAGGGUUUCUCCGUCUGUGAGGCGAUUUCGUGUCGGAGUCCAGAGCCGGAGAUUUUCUCGAUCAAUUCGCCGUCGGAGUCACUCGUAAACGCUCUCAGGUGAGUCUCAAUCACUCCGAGGACGAGAUAGCUUCGAUUUGAUCUCGAGAGGUUUCUAGGUUAAGGAAGUCGAUUUGGGGGUUUCGUCUUAGGGUGGGAAAUCGAGAAGGGGGUUUCGAUUUCUUGGUCAAAAUCGACAUACGGUUUCCUUUUAGGGUUCGUUUAUCAUGGAUUUCAUUUCGAUUUGGGGGUUUCGUGUAAGGGUUCGAAAUGUAAAAGGGGGUUUUAAUUUAGCACAUGAAUAUAACCGGACUUGGCUCUUUUAGAAUUGUUUUCAUGCAUGAUAGGAUUAGACCUUUGAACCGAAUUUUUGACAUAGCAAUAUAGAUAGCAUCAAUGGUUACUAGUCGAUUAACAGCUUCAAUAUGCUUUCUUGAAUGGAAAAACAAACCACAUUUUUGAUUUCUAUAGUUCUGUGGUCCUGUGUGGUCUAUAGUAGUUUGAUGCCAUUUUUUUUAAAUUGGAACUCGAUUAAUACAUGUAAUUGGAACUCGAUUGUUGCAGAUGGAAACUCCCCGAGAACCUCAUUUCUUCAAGCCUCUUCUUCCUGGUUUUCAAAGUGGCGUCGCAAUACCACUUGACUUCUACUCAAAACACAUACAAGGGGCUGAGAUCAAUAAACCAUGGAAGCUAAGAUCGGACGCUUCGGAUCAAAUUUGGGAGGUGAUCCGAGAAGGCAGGACACUCACCAAAGGUUGGAAAGAGUUCACCGAAGCACAUGAUCUUCGAAUCGGUGACAUUGUCAUCUUCAAACACGAAGGAGACAUGGUCUUUCAUGUGACUCCUUUUGGUCCUAGCUGUUGUGAGAUUCAGUAUACACAUCCUCACAUCGUUAAGGAAGAAGCCGACGCGGAUGAUGCUCCUACUUUCUCAUACGACUACUGCUUCUUGGCUGAGGUUACUCCUACAAAUCAAAAGGACGACAAAAUGUUUCUUCCUGUGGAAGCUAUGAGGUGUGGUGCUUUGAACCAACAAUGCAAAGAGGUCAAACUUGUCAACAAGGAGGGAAAGUCAUGGACUGCGCGCUUCGGAUUUAGCGAAUCAGACGGUGCAUAUUACAUCAGCAGAGGGUGGAGAAAGUUCUGUCGUGAUAACAGAUGCACCAACGGAGAUUUGUUUGUGUUCAACGUGGUUGGAGACGGGACGACAACUCCAUUACUGUGUGUAUGUCCGGAAAGGAAGGAGUGUACUGAACUACUGAUCAAGCACUUCAGCAGAAUCGAUGGUAGCAUUGCUUCUACCUCACGAAAUUAGAUGGCUCUUUUGCGGUCUUUCCUCUCUAUCAUCUUAACUUGUUUCUUUUUGUUUCAUUAGCAACUUAUCAACUUAUGUAUUUCGGUUUGUAAAACUUGAAUGGUUUUUCUAUGUGUACUUUUAUCCUAAGUUAAACAUUCUCGAA